This is a messenger RNA of Cutaneotrichosporon cavernicola, 1410 nucleotides long. RefSeq lists its product as uncharacterized. The coding region runs from base 1 to 1410 and encodes 469 amino acids. NCBI's taxonomy places the organism in Eukaryota, Fungi, Basidiomycota, Tremellomycetes, Trichosporonales, Trichosporonaceae. Gene Ontology annotation, biological process: DNA damage response. The record is from RefSeq and is a predicted model, not a curated record. Gene Ontology annotation, cellular component: nucleus. The transcript is spliced from 13 exons. Gene Ontology annotation, molecular function: phosphatase activity.
AUGACACCCACUCUUCAUUUGCCCUCCAUGGAACGCUACAGCCCCAAGGACAAACAGAGCUUCUCAUACAAGACAGUAGUGCACCGAUGGCCUGUCAUUCUGACCAACAUCGUGUCCGCGGUCGUCUCGGCCAACCACGAGCUUGACCAGUCGGAAACAGCCAAGUUGGCGGAAGGCAAGGAGAUCAUCAGAAAGCUCAGCGAACUCAAGCACCACAUGGGACGUAACCGUGUCCUCGAGCCAAUCCCCGAAGACGGAGAUGCGAAUCGCGCAUGCUACAACGACGAGCUGGCAGCGACGCCAGAGGAAGACAAGCGGUGGUUCACGAUGAACUGGCUCUUCGCCGAGUGCUACCUCUACCGCCUUCUGCGGUCGUUCUUCGCCGUAACGACCCACUGGAAGUCCUAUGACCCCUUCUUCGAGUCCAAGGCCCAGACGUACAAGAGCAGCUCGGGUGCUAUCGUGCACCUCGCCAACGCGCUCAACUCUAUGGUCGCGAACGUACGCCUCCAGGACGACUGGGAGGCGAAGAGCAGCCCACUCGAGAUGGCCUUCUGGGAAAUGGUCCAGGCGGAUCUGUGGGGCAAUGCAACCGACCUGUCACUGCUCGUCGACCUCAACUACGCCGACCUGCAGAAGCUGCAGGCCGUCGGAGCAGCCGCCCAGCAGGAGCAGGCGACCAGAAUCCUGCGUGAUGACCUGCCGCGCGUGUGGGAGCUCCUGAAGACAGUCAAGGGCGGGCGAGUGGACAUUGUCCUGGACAAUGCUGGCUUCGAGGUGUACACCGACCUUAUUCUGGCCGACUUUCUUGUGUCCUGUACGCCCUUUGUCAACACGGUCGUCUUCCACCCCAAGAUGAUCCCAUGGUUCGUCUCCGACGUCCUGCCUGGUGACUUUGAAUGGGCGAUCGAAUCACUCCUCAACCCCGAGUUCUUCUCGGCACACGCCAACAUAUCAGAGGCGGACACGCAGGGGCUGAUUGCACUCAGUAACAGGUGGCGUUCGCACGUCGCGUCAGGAGCAUUCCACCUGUCGGUCCCUACCAGUACUCCAAUCGGCACCGACGCUCCGGCAGCCAACUUCUGGACGACGCAGUACGCGUAUGCCGACCUGCCUGCCCUUGAUCCCGAACUGCUCGCCGAGCUGCAGAAGUCGGACCUUGUGAUCUUCAAGGGUGACCUGAACUACCGCAAGCUCGUCGGUGAUUGCAAGUGGCCCACAACCACACCGUUCGAGGAGGCUCUUGGCCCACUUAACGGCAAAAUCAACCUCGUGUCUCUACGCACAAACAAGGCGGAUACUAUCUGUGGCCUUGGCCCGGGUAUUGAAGAGCGCCUCGACGUCGAGGCGCCCGACUGGCGCGUCUCUGGCAAAUACGCCGUCGUGUCGUUCUCGCCGCGUACGCUGUAG